AUGGCUUGGCGGGGUGGGUGUGGCCCACUGCGGGGCGUCGUCGCCCGCAGAGCCGGGCGCGGGGCGCCUCCGGGCGGGCGGCGUAUUUUGGGCGGCGACGCGGGAGCUCGGGUUCGCUGCAGUGCGUCACCCCGCGAGCCCGCUGCGCGCCGCGCCGCUCGGGGAGGCAAAUCCGAUUUCCGUAAACGAGCCGCCCGCUUCCUGCCGGCGCCGCCCGCCGCUCGUCGACUCUUUGCCGCCGCGCCGGAGCGUGCGUUUAACCACAGGGCUGCGGUGGAGAGUUCAACACCAUUUCAAGAGGCUUUCCCGCAAGGGCAGGCCGCUUUCCCGCUGCUCACCGCCCAAGGGCAGGCCGCUUUCAGGCAAGCUGCUUUCCCGCUGCUCGUGGAUGCCCCCUCCCCGCUGCUCGCCGCCUUACUCGCACUGGAGUCCGCGCUCACUUGCGCGCCGCUGAACGGGAUAAGGAAAGGGCCCGGGGCGGCGGCGGGCGGCGCAGAUGUGCGGGUGGCGGAGGGGCUGUCGGAGCCUUGCAGUCGCUUUCGACAGACGCGCAGCGGGCGAUUAGCACUCGUUUGCAGUAUGGGUAAAGCUGAACAAAACUUUGAAGCCCAGCGUGAAGCAACGCUGGGCAGUCCACAUGCAGAGGCCAGUCGCAUGUUGGAAGCAGCAUUGCAACAAAUGGAUGGAAUUAUUUCUGGUGGGUACCAUUUAAGCUUACAAUGUAAAUAAUAGAAUUGUUUGUUUUGAGAUGUUAAGUUAUUGAAUUUCUGUGUUAUUUUAAGAAGGAAGAUUUUGCAAAAAGAAAUAAGAAUUAACAUUUCAGUUUUAC
Molecule: messenger RNA, 829 nt
Organism: Gryllus bimaculatus (two-spotted cricket)
Lineage: Eukaryota; Metazoa; Arthropoda; Insecta; Orthoptera; Gryllidae
Source: the annotation of a GenBank genome assembly